CGGAGUUUCAACAACAGAUCUGUCACUCGUAAAGAAGCCUCACGCACUUCCAAACAACAGAAUCAAACCGCAUUCUGAUUUCACUGUCUUCACUUGUUAGCUCCCAUCUGUUCACUUCGCCGCUUCGCUUCCAAGGCCACCGGAGUUUCUCUCUUCUCACCGGCAAAACCUCUUCUCCCGGUUCUCUCUCUCUCUCUCUCUCUCUCUCUCUUGCUAAUAACUAAAAAGCCAUGUCCAUUCCUCUUAUCCAGCCAAAUGUCCAACAAUGCGCCGCCGUCUCCACCUCUUCCUCCAUUUCUCACUUCCCGUCCUCUUCGUUUUUUCGUAUAAUCGCUCUGGGACAUUCAAUUUCGUCUCUUAAAUCUGUUGUUUGUUGCUUGUCGCAGUCUAACUCUCAGGUCGCAGUUGUUAAUGGCAGAACCGAUACUAGAGUCUCUGGAAGGAAUGAGAUUCGUCUCGGUUUGCCUAGUAAAGGCCGUAUGGCUUCUGACACUCUUGAUUUGCUCAAGGACUGUCAACUAUCCGUCAAGCAGGUCAAUCCACGACAAUAUGUUGCAGAAAUUCCUCAGCUCUCCAAUUUGGAAGUCUGGUUCCAGCGACCCAAAGACAUUGUAAGAAAGUUGUUAUUUGGAGAUUUGGACCUUGGAAUCGUGGGUUUUGAUACAGUCAGUGAGUACUGUCAGGGGAAUGAAGAUCUUAUCCUUGUUCAUGAUGCUCUUGAGUAUGGGGAUUGUUGUUUAUCCCUUGCAAUUCCAAAUUAUGGGAUUUUUGAAAAUAUAAACUCAGUGAGGGAGCUAGCGCAAAUGCCUCAAUGGAAAGCAGAGAAACCUCUCCGAGUUGCUACUGGCUUCACUUAUCUGGGUACCAAGUUCAUGAAAGAAAAUGGGCUGGAGCAUGUGACAUUUUCAACUGCUGAUGGAGCAUUGGAAGCUGCACCAGCGAUGGGAAUUGCUGAUGCUAUUUUGGACCUUGUGAGUAGUGGAACAACACUGAGAGAAAACAACCUGAAAGAAAUUGAAGGUGGAAUUGUAUUGGAGAGCCAGACUGAUCUUGUUGCUAGCAGGAAAUCUUUAAUUCAACGGAAGGGUGCGCUGGACGCUUCACAUGAUAUUCUUGAAAGGUUGGAGGCGCAUUUGAGGGCAAUCGGUCAGUUCACGGUGACUGCAAACAUGAGAGGAAGCAGUGCAGGUGAAGUGGCUGAGCGUGUACUGAGCCAGCCAUCGUUAUCUGGGUUGCAGGGGCCUACUGUAAGUCCUGUUUACUGCAAACGUGAUGGAAAAGUUUCUCCAGAUUAUUAUGCAAUAGUCAUUUGCGUCCCAAAAAAGGCGUCGUACAAGUCUGUACAGCAACUCAGAGCGAUUGGAGGCAGUGGAGUUCUAAUUUCUCCUUUAACUUACAUUUUCGAUGAAGAGACUCCAAGAUGGCGCCAGCUUCUUUCAAAACUUGGCUUGUAGCUCCCGUUGUCAGUUGUCAUUGUCACGUCUGUUUACAGUUGUGUUGCUUCUUGAAAUGUUUUGGGCCGUUCACUAGGUACAUCUUCAGAGCUAGGGCAUAUUUUCAUUGAGUAGGACUUGAAUUGCUUAAAGGAAUUCUGUAAUGUAUCUGUAUUUUCUGGGUCAUGAUUUGAACUCUUGAACUAGAAUUUUGCUGUAGUUAAGAUUUUGUACCUUCUUUUGUACCAAACAAGUUUACUUUUACGAAUAUAAUUUUAUUUAUAUCUUUGUU
Manihot esculenta (cassava) is the source of this 1725-nucleotide messenger RNA. Its product is annotated as ATP phosphoribosyltransferase 2, chloroplastic. The transcript is spliced from 11 exons. NCBI's taxonomy places the organism in Eukaryota, Viridiplantae, Streptophyta, Magnoliopsida, Malpighiales, Euphorbiaceae. The record is from RefSeq and is a predicted model, not a curated record. Gene Ontology annotation, cellular component: cytoplasm. Gene Ontology annotation, biological process: L-histidine biosynthetic process. Bases 231 to 1454 code for a protein of 407 amino acids. Gene Ontology annotation, molecular function: ATP phosphoribosyltransferase activity; magnesium ion binding.